Molecule: messenger RNA, 369 nt
Organism: Strongylus vulgaris
Lineage: Eukaryota; Metazoa; Nematoda; Chromadorea; Rhabditida; Strongylidae
Source: the annotation of a GenBank genome assembly
AUGGCAAAUGUACUGGGCAUGUAUAGUGUGAACAACACGAACAGUAUUGAAGGUGUUGACUAUCCCGGCAUAUCAGGCUGGCCGAAAGGAUAUGUGCCAAUUCCCGUGCACACAGUGCAUCGCCCUGAUUAUAUGGCAAAGGAAUUAGAAGAAGUCAAAACGUAUCUCAGCCAAGACAGAGUGAGUCGAAAAAAAUUAGAGCCUACCUUAGAUGGAGACAAUCUUUGGGAGAUACGUGAUCUUCUACAUAUAGAGGUUGGUUUGCUACCCCUAUUAAACAUUGAAAAUGCCUGUAUUACGCCACUCAAGAUAGGAGACCAAUUGCCACAAAAUCCUAGAUUUGUAAGCACAGCUGUAAAAGCAAUGUAA